AUGAGAGACAGCAAUGCCCAGAUUCUUCAGCAGUUCUAUCAGGACGUGAUCUCACGCCUCUCAAGCAAGAGAGGAAAAAAGAGUGACCACGAGAAGGCUGCGAUUUCCGUUUGGCAGGAAAGACUGGACAAGCUGCGUGAUCGAGAGGACGAGGCAGCAGCAUUGAUGGAGCAUCUGCAGAAACACGACCGGUCCAGACCGGCCAAACGCCUUCGCAAAAAGGCUUCUAGCCCAUCGAAGCCACCGAGAUCCUCCGCACCAGCCCCCUCGCAAGAAGAUGCUGAUCCUUUGCGCAACCCUUUCAACAGCAUGCCGGUUGUGCCCCUACAAGUUACAUACGACCAAAAGCUCGGAAAUUUACUCAGAACCCGCCGCUAUGCCACCGGGUUUUCCUGUCAGAAGCUUGCGCGUGUCUGGCAGACCUAUGUCGCUUCAGACACAGUGGACUUGGACAUAACGAACUGUUGUUUCGUUUUACUGCUUCAGAUCCUGGACAAGCUCGAGCCACUCCACUCGCAAUGGACUGCGGUGCGUGAGACCUUGCGUGAAUGUGCCGAAGACCGAGAUUUGGUGAUCCGCCACAAGUUGAAAACUGUGCCUGAGGCCGGCAAGCUUAUGCUGAUCAAGAUUUUCAAUGGUGGCUUGCCCCCUGAGGAGUUCUUCAGGAACGAGUUUGUUCUGAAGGUGCAAAGGGCAUCCGCGUUCUGCAGGUGGCUCGCUGCUUCGUUGCUGCCGGAAGUGUUUGAGCACGCCUCUGCUGAUCGACCUCACCCAGACUCGUCUUGCCUCUUUUAUUUAUGGAGCGCUGUCGAGGACAUGUUGCUGGAUCCCUGGCUGGAGCAUCUUCAGACGCUCCAGCCAUGUCACGUUAGCUUGCAUUUCGAUGGACUCCGUGUCAGCAGAUCCGUGACAGGACCAGAUCUGACAGAGUUCUGCCGAGGCUGCAAUGCUGCCAUCGAAGAGAAGACUGGCUUUCGCGUGGACGUCAGAGCGAAAAUGCACAAACACUUCCUGCAGGUUCUACUCGACACUGGGACUGUCCUGGAUGCCAGUGUCGAUGUGCCGGACGAGCUUCUUUCCGAUGGUAACUGCAUCCCACUAGCCCUGCAUCAUUUGGGUUACGUAGACGAGGCCCUGGCUUUCGUGAAAGCAGCUGAUACCGAGCACGCCCACUAUUUCAAUCGCAGGAAGCAUCGCACCUAUGAGCAGCUGCACGAGGCCCUGCAGAUCUCAAUCGAGCCAGUUGAAAUUUCAAGCAACUUGUCGAGCGUUUCUUUGUGUGGCAAGUAUUUGCUGCACUGUGUCAGUGAUGAUCGGCCUCAUUGCAUCGCUCUGGUUGCAGAUGGAACUGACCUCUGGCAAGUUCGUGACCGAAAGCAGCACAUCUCUGUUGAAAGGGAUCAGGUCUUGAAGGCGUGGACGACAUCCGUCGACCGCCUGUAUCUGGUUUUGUUUCAGGUCGGUGGCCCGAAGAUCGAGGAGGUGCCGUUGCAGCCAAACUUCAAGGAGAGACGUCGCCUAUUGGAGCUGCAGGCAGCAGCAGGCUCUGAGUCCAGCAGUGCCCGGCCCAUCGUAUGUUGCGGAAGCGAAACAGACUCGGAGCUGUUCGCAGAGGAAGACGAGUCUAUGUGCCGAGCAGGUGACCGUAUCCUGGAGUUACUGAGGCAGGAAGUGGGGGCCGUGCUCGCCAAGCGCAUCAAGCCUUUUCCGAUUGAGGAUAAUGCGAUGCUGGUCUGUCCCCUCUGCCCUUUCCGAGGUUUUCGCAGCAGCAAUCCCAGCAGACUUUAUAAGCAUGUCCGGAAUUACCACGACGGGCCGAGGCAAUUCUGUCCCAGCGGCACCAAACAGAUGAAGUUGCUGAUCAGCAUCUACGACAACGACCGCCUACUUGGCCGCGAGGAGCGGCCCGACUUGCUGCAGCGUUCAGCAACCCUCAUUCGCCAGACUGUUUCACCUGCACUGGAACGCUCGAUCAACCAGAUCGACCGCUACAUCAGAUUGGUCCUGACAGGCUCCGGGCCGGAGUACUGGAACUUGACUGCCGUGCUGCAGGCGCCACUGCGUAGGGCACGCAAUAUCUACUACAGUGUCGACUUUGCGCAGAUGCUCUUCCAGCAAACGUUGGUCCAGAAUGCUAAGGCUCGGGUCUUGGGGUCCUGUCCUCUGUGCCGUGUACUCAUAAAGGCCCCCUGGCAGGUCCACGCCAUCAUGGCAGCCUUGCACACACGUGUCCAUGGAGAUGCUGCCAGCCUUCUGCCAAGCCACGCCAAGGAUUGGUGGCCCGUGCUGGAGGAUAUCUUCACUUCCUCUGCAGUGAUCGACAUGGAAGCAAACUUACUGCGGGAGGCCAUUGGACACAAAGAAUGCUUGUGCCUCAGCAUCGACGCCACGCUCCGCUGCUGCCUGUCUGUGCUGGGUCAGCCGAAACGGCGCCGCUCCAGCCGCGAGGCAGUGCAGGCUGCGUUUGACGAGGAAAGCAUGCUGCGCAGAGUUUUCACUGUUCGCGGUCGCACCAAUGCGACACUCCUCAUGAUGGCCUGCCAGUCUGACGAUGCUCAGACUUGUGCACAGGUGCUUAGUGAAGGGCUUCCUGCAGAGGGCUUACGCCAGGUCCAGUAUGUGAGUGUCGACAACCCAUCUCGGCACUACUUACUCACACUCAAGACCAUAUGCCCCAAUCUUCAACUCAUGGCACUUGAUCCUGUCCAUCUUGCAAUGACGUGUGAAUAUGCCUCGUCAAGAAGGCGCACCGGGUUCACGAGAGUCCUGAGACGUAUGCUGUGCAAGUUCACAGCCGUGGAUUCGACGUUGGAUGCAGGUGCAUGGGGAAAAUUUUUUGAUGGCCGCAACAGUCCACCACUGACAGCAGCGGAAAUCAAGUUUCGUAACCAGAUCGAGGACCGCUCCAUGCGGCAGGCAGACGCUGUCAGGCUUUUAGAGAGCCUCGACCCCACCACUCCCUUCUAUUCCCGCGCCGAAUGGGUGCAGAUGCUGGCUGCAGUCGUUUCUGCGCACAGGCAAGAAGCCGACAGACUUGCCCCAGGCCCUAACCGCCGAAUCUGGCAGCUGUUGCACACUGCCUCUGCCGCAGACAGGAGUGAGUGGUACUUCAACAACAUCAGGCUGCGUCAUUCUUUCCCAAGAAGUUAUUUGAACCUCUUGCCGGCUGGAACCGCCAGCAACGAGUCCCUGCACCAUGAGAUCAACUCAUGGUUUCGGGAGACUCAGAAGAUCCACCAGAGCAGCCUCAAGAUGAAGCUGAGGAUCUUACGUCUCGGCAAGCUAAUUUCACAUAACGCGGCCAUGUACCAUCAAACAAGCCGACAACUCAGUCAGGCCAUUGUCUUGGCUCGCGCUAGCAGCUACUGUCUGUGGAACGCUGGGCAGUGGAAAGCAUGGUGCAGCCUUUUGGAAGACGACGGCAAACUGCAAAAAGCAGACUUGCCAGUCGAAAAAGCACGCAGCUCAGAAAGAGCUGCUGUGUGCGCCCGUGCAAAGCACGGAACAGGAUCUCGUCUGCCUAAGGCACGGGUCCGACGACGAACCCCACACACUUUAAAGCGCAAGGACGGCCUGCGCCGAGGUGGAGUGCACGUCGAAGUGAUGUGCAGCGGGUGA
Messenger RNA from Symbiodinium sp. CCMP2592, 3618 nucleotides. Lineage: Eukaryota; Dinophyceae; Suessiales; Symbiodiniaceae. The record is from the annotation of a GenBank genome assembly.